Messenger RNA from Gossypium arboreum, 486 nucleotides. RefSeq lists its product as uncharacterized. Gene Ontology annotation, molecular function: nucleic acid binding; RNA-DNA hybrid ribonuclease activity. The transcript has a single exon. Lineage: Eukaryota; Viridiplantae; Streptophyta; Magnoliopsida; Malvales; Malvaceae. The record is from RefSeq and is a predicted model, not a curated record. Bases 1 to 486 code for a protein of 161 amino acids.
AUGGGACUCCGAACAGCUAUAGAACGAAAGAUCAAGUCGUUGGAAGUAUAUGGAGAUUCUGCGCUGGUGAUUUACCAAUUUCAAGGAAAAUGUGAGACAAGAGAUUCCAAAUUAAUCAAUUAUAGAAGGUUGGUGUUGGGGUUAGUUGAAAAGUUUGAUGAUAUUACCUUCAAUUAUCUCCCACGAGAUAAAAAUCAGAUGGUAGAUACUUUGGCUACUUUGGCUUCAAUAAUCAAAGUGAACAGACAAGAAGAUGUGAAACCUAUUCAGAUGAGUAUUUGUGAGGCCCCAUCUUAUUGUUAUAGUAUAGAGGAAGAGGAGAGAGAUGAUCACCCUUGGUAUCAGGAUAUAUUACAAUACGUGAGAAAACGUGAAUAUCCAGACCAAGCAACGAAGAAUGAAAAAAGGACGCUAAGAAGGCUAGCUUGUGAUUAUGUCUUAGAUGGAGAGAUCCUGUAUAAAGAAGAAAGGAUCAAGUACUAUUGA